Messenger RNA from Gregarina niphandrodes, 1128 nucleotides. RefSeq lists its product as hypothetical. NCBI's taxonomy places the organism in Eukaryota, Apicomplexa, Conoidasida, Eugregarinorida, Gregarinidae. The record is from RefSeq and is a predicted model, not a curated record. The coding region runs from base 1 to 1128 and encodes 375 amino acids. The transcript has a single exon.
AUGGAGACCUUGUUAGCGGCUGGUCAGGCGAGUGCGAAAGUGAGGCUUCCUUUACGUUCUUCGAUUUUAUGUCCGUAUAUGGUGGAGUCUUCUUUCCCUACUGGAACCUAUACGGAGAGGAAUAAAGGCGUGAUUGUUAACUGUGGAGAGAUGGAAGAAAUGUUGUCGGUGGUGGCUCGGGACGUUUCUCGAGCAAGAGUAACUUCGUGGUGCCACUGUCUCGAUAAGGGGCACAUCGUCGCUGAUGACUUUGGAAUAGAAAACAACCUUGGUGAAAAGUUGGUGGCAAUUGUACCCUUUAAGAUGGUGAAGUCUGGCUUUGGGGAGGAGUCUGGCUUUGGGGAGGAGUCUGGCUCCGGGAAAAAGUCUGGCUCCCGGGAGGAGUCUGGCUCCGGGAAAAAGUCUGCCUCCGGGGAGGAAUCUGGCAGACGGAGGAGUCUGGGAUGCCAGACUCGGUUGCAGGGCUGUAAGCUUGUGUUCUACUCGAUGGGAUCCUUGUGCACGCAAAUGCAUCGAUUGAAAACCUGUCAAGUGGAAUAUGCGUGUCCGUCGCCGUCUGGGAUCAUUCCGCUUCUGGACUACGCGUUCUUGCUAGAUAGCCGGCUCAACGGCACAGACCACCCACGUUGUUCCGGUCUUACUAUCAUUGCGCCAGUGCUCGAUUAUGCUAUCAGUAAACUGAGACCCCUCCCGCAUGAGGGUGUGCAGAUAUGGCCGUUAGAAAUGCUCAAUCUGUCGAAAACUCGGAAGAGCUUCGUCUUCGACCAAAAAAAGGCCGAUAAGGAAAUGAAAAUGAACUUGCUCCGAACCACCAGCAAGCAUCAGCAGCUGUCGAUGUGUCCCAAACUACGAGACCACAUCUCCAUUGCCGGCUGGGAUGCCGAGUCGCACUGCGGAGACGCACUAGACAUGCACCGCUUUGCUUCUGCUUGUCUCCGCUGGGUUGCACCCAACUCGGAGCUGCAAAACGCCAUCAUUAAUGCCCUGAACGCGAACUGGGACGACCCUGAAAAUUCACGACUGCCCGAACUGCUGGUCAAGCACCUGUUUCUUUAUCACUUUUCAGAUAAGCAACGGACGCUCAGGACCCCGCGCCUGAUCGCCAACGCGGACAAGCGGAACCUCUAA